This is a messenger RNA of Podarcis raffonei (Aeolian wall lizard), 3443 nucleotides long. It is a transcript of the gene RAD21L1, whose product is annotated as RAD21 cohesin complex component like 1. The record is from RefSeq and is a predicted model, not a curated record. Gene Ontology annotation, molecular function: protein binding; chromatin binding. Gene Ontology annotation, biological process: replication-born double-strand break repair via sister chromatid exchange; mitotic sister chromatid cohesion; synaptonemal complex assembly. NCBI's taxonomy places the organism in Eukaryota, Metazoa, Chordata, Lepidosauria, Squamata, Lacertidae. Gene Ontology annotation, cellular component: synaptonemal complex; cohesin complex. The coding region runs from base 965 to 2626 and encodes 553 amino acids. The transcript is spliced from 15 exons.
CCGCGAAGCCCCGCCCCUUUCACACAAACGCCUCAGAAAAAGGCGCCAAAAUCUCUUAUUUUAAAAAAUUUCUGACCGGUUUCCUGAACAGUUUGACUUGUUAGCGCACUCCCUCAUACCUAUACAGUACCUCUUUUACAUUCUUUUCCCGACUCCUCAUAUUCGCCUCACUUAAAACACGCCUUAAAAAAUAACAAAAACACCUCAAGUCCGGAAUCGGCAGCCCCCUCAGCGCCGACACGUGUAGGGAAAAUAAACACGCGACUGGAGACUCACACGAGACGCGCUCGCCCUCGAGGGGAGGCGGGUGUUUCCCUUCCGGACUCAACCCUGAUAGGAAUCUAGGGCUUUGGGGAAGGGGCGGGCUUUUUCCCUUCACGGGUUAAGGAAAGGUUGGAUGGCCUUUAGGGGUCCCUUCCAAAUCAGCGACUCAAUACUAAUAAUGAGGAGAAAUAAAUGCUGACAUUAACCUGCAACGUGGGGUCCACGUUUAAUCAUGAGCUCCCCAAACCCUCCUCCUUCCACUCCUUUCUCUUGAGCCAACAACAAUAAUAAUAAUAAUAAUAAUAAUAAUAAUAAUAAUAAUAAUAAUAAUAAUAUUUCCUUCUCCUCAGGGGCCUUAAUAAGCCUCCCAAGCUCCCGCAGCUCCUCCUCCUCACGCCACUUCUGUGGUAAUUGAGCGCAGCCGUCUCCAUUUCCUCUCUUAAAGCAGCCUCACUCCGAAUCAAGGCUCUUCCCUCCGUGUGCACGCGCCUUGCUGCCCUUUGCUUCGGACCCGGGCCUCUCUCUCUCUCUCAGUUCGUGUUCGAAUUCACUGGGAAGGAAUGUCCCAAGCUUCAGCUACAAUCUUAGACACUUCACCUGCAAGUUAAUCUCUCCGGACUUACUUUUGAGUAGGUGCAUAUAGGCUUGUUCAGUGCUUCAACUUCCAGCUCAUCAAGUUAAAGAACACAGUCUUGGCAAAAUGUUCUACACGCAGCUGCUUAUGAAUAACCGUGGGCCUUUGGCCAAGAUAUGGUUGGCUGCUCACUGGGAUAAGAAACUCAAAAAAUCUCAUAUAUUUGAAUGCAAUUUAGAGAAGACUAUUGAAAAUAUUCUCUGCCCAAAGUUUAAACUUGCCCUGCGAACCUCAGGACACCUCUUGUUAGGAGUGGUGCGGAUCUACCACAGGAAAACCAAGUACCUCUUGUCCGACUGCAAUGAAGCUCUACUUAAAAUGCAGUCAGCCUUUCGUCCAGGACUUGUUGAUCUCCCAGAAGGGAACUCAGAAUUGAAUUAUGAUGCCAUCACAUUGCCUGAAGUAUUUCAUGAUUUUGACACACAACUCCCUGAGGUGAAGGCCAUUGAUGUUGCUGAACAUUUUACACUGAACCAGAGCAGAGCUGAGGACAUCACUUUGCUGGAAGAGGAUUAUAGACGGGAUCUACUUCUCCAUGGUGGUAGUUUUGGUGAAGAAAUUGAAAUGCCGAGGCAGCAAAGCUUUCUCAAUGACAGCAUAUUGGCUAGUUCUGGUGGCCUCUUGACUGAUCACAGUUUUUUGAGCUUCACUGAAGACAAAACUGCAUUUGCUGAAGAUGCCAAUUCAUUCAAGUAUGAUGGGUUUGGAGAUGAAGGAACUGCAGGUGAUAUGAUUGAUGCUGUUCUUGGAGAUGAGCCGAAUGACCACGUUCUUACGGACCUCAACAUGGAGGAAGAAUUUUCUUUACUCCAAGAGCUUCCAACUGAUAAUACAGCAGGCCAUCCUAGACCUGAGCAGGAAGCAAGAAGUUGCCCAGUUAAUGAAACCACCUUGUUGCUCAGUGAGGAAGAAGAAUUUGUACUUGAACCACUUGACAAUUCAGUUCUCACAAGGAAACAAAGAAGGAAAAAGAAAAGAAAAUUACUUGUUGAUUAUGUGAAUCAGCUAAGCAGAAAAGCUAUGCAAAACCAGCUUAUGAACUAUGAAGACACAUUAACUGCAUUAGAUAUUGCACCCCCUACAAGAAGGCUGAUGAUUUUACAGGACUUGGGGAGUGCGGAUAAACUUCUGGGCAGACCUACCCAGACUACAAUUAGUGAAGAUUUGCAAAAGCUCUUUGCUAAAAGUCUCAGGUAUGGAAGAAAAAGGUUGCAAGAGCUUGCAGUUGAAAGAAGCAAGGAACAAGAUGUCCAAGAAUUGCCAACAGCAGAGAUUCCAAAAGCUAUGCAAGACACAACUUACCAGUUUGUGUCACAAAGUAGCAGAGAAGAAAUGGGAAAUAAAGAAAUUGUUGAACCUAUGGAAAGUGUUGGUGGAGUGUCUGCUGCGUCUGAUGGCUCUACCCAAGAGACUUCUGUAAGACUAGAGGUUGAGGGUAAGCAGGUUGUAGUGGAAAAGGGAAAUGAAGACAAUACUCCAGAUAAUGAAGAAGAAAAAGAAAAGGAUAAAAGAGCUGUAGAUUUGCUAAAUACUUUCCGGGACAUGUACCAGACAGGAGCAAAGUCUUUCAGUUUUCUGACCCUCUGUAAAAACAAGACAAAGAAAGAAGUUGCAGAGAAAUUCUUUAGCUUGCUUGUUCUAAAGAAAGAACGAGCUAUUGAGGUGGCCCAGGCUGCCCCCUAUGCUGACAUUGUGGUGACGGUGGGUCCAAACUUCCAUACUCUCUGAAGAGUAGAGUGGUCUCCUUUUAACCAUUAGUUGCUAUGGUUGAAAACUGUACUCUGCAUUCUAUGAAAGUUGUAAAGAGACACCUUACAGCAUACCUAGAUCUUUGGAUUAGACAGUGUCCUCCACUGCAUAGAUGUGCACAUGCACUUAAGAGCAAGAGCUAAUAGACUAUGUGCAGAAAUAUUAUAUUGUUAAAAAGAAAAAAAAAACACAAUGACUUUGUUUAAUUAGCACAUCCAGAGUUCAAGCUGUAUGUUAGGAGGAACACUGCUGCUGUUGUUGGUUUUUAAAAAUGUUAAAGUAUAAUUUACAUAGGUUACCUGUUUUUCUGUUUUCCAUAUGAAGUAAAAACAGGGUUAGCUAUGUUUGAGUCUGUAUGCAAAACUGGCUGAUUGUUAGCUAUCAAAAUGUGGAUAUUGGCACGUAGCAAUAAUGGGAAUUCUGUACAGCUGUGGUCUUCUUGACCGACAUUUGUAGUAUUUAACAUUUUUAGUUACUGCACACUGUAUGGAGCAUUAUAUUACUUUCAUUAAGGCAAAUGUGAUGCUUGUUCUGUAUGUUGCCCUAUUUCAGGAACUGGAUGCAUUUCUGCUGUGCAUCUAAGUCCCCACAGACACCACACACUGGGUACUUGAGUUUGCACUUUGCAGACACUUGACGUAUAGUGGCUAUGGUGGCUUUGGAUUGGUGACACAGGAGUGUUCCAAAAGGAGUGCUACCUGCCUCCUCAUCCUACUCCUUGCUUUGCAGUAUUGAAGCUUGAGGACAGUACCAUCCAGGGACACCCUUAGGCUGUAGAAAGGACCCCCCACCCCCC